This is a messenger RNA of Asparagus officinalis (garden asparagus), 1216 nucleotides long. RefSeq names its product eukaryotic translation initiation factor 3 subunit J-A-like. Bases 219 to 911 code for a protein of 230 amino acids. The transcript has 6 exons. Gene Ontology annotation, molecular function: translation initiation factor activity. NCBI's taxonomy places the organism in Eukaryota, Viridiplantae, Streptophyta, Magnoliopsida, Asparagales, Asparagaceae. The record is from RefSeq and is a predicted model, not a curated record. Gene Ontology annotation, cellular component: eukaryotic translation initiation factor 3 complex; cytoplasm.
AAUCCGAAAAAGAUUGGAUCCUUCUUCUCUUCUAAAACAUCGCUCUACUAUUGAAACCGCGGUCCGAGGUUAGGGUUUCCCUUGAAAGGUUUGAUUUGGCCCCGAUUACUUUGUUCUGAUCUAAUUAACAGAACCCUAAUUCUCAAUUCGAUCGAAUCGCUUCUUCGGGGGGCGUGUUCUUCUCCCUUUCGAAGCUUUUGGAUUGGGAAAAGAUUGGGAUGGCGGGUUGGGAUGAUGAAGAGUUUGAAGCGGCGCUACCUAGUUUGAAAAAGGAGCAGCCAAAAGGCUCGUGGGAUGAUGAAGAUGCAGAUGAUGAGGAUGUCAAAGAAUCGUGGGAAGAUGAAGAAGAACCUAAACAGGCACCCAAAGAAGAGCCUAAAGUAGAAAAGGCUGUAACAAAAGCUGCUGUUAAAGCUCCAGCGAAGAAAGCAAAGCAACCCGAAUCAAAAGCGAAACAAGUAGCUGAUGAAGUUCUUGCAGAUCCUGUUGCAGAGAAGCUUCGCCAACAAAGACUUGUGGAGGAAGCUGAUUAUAAAGCAACAAAAGAACUGUUUGAUAAGAAAGGCGCUGAAAAAUCUCUAGAUAAUUUUAUUCCGAAAUCAGAAAGUGAUUUCCUCGAGUAUGCUGAGCUACUCUCUCAUAAGAUUCGGCCUUUCGAAAGAAGCUUUUACUACACGGGUCUUCUUAAAGCUGUUAUCAGGCUUUCCGUAACUUCAUUAAAAGCAGCAGACGUUAAAGAUAUAGCUUCCUCAGUUACUGCGAUCGCAAAUGAGAAACUCAAAGCAGAGAAAGAAGCUAAUGCAGGGAAGAAGAAGCAAGGGGCGAAGAAAAAGCAGCUUCUUGUCGAUAAGCCUGAUGAUGAUAUUGCCACUGGCCGUUUUGAUGAUAUAGAUGAUUAUGAUUUCAUGUGACUCUAUUUUUGGGUUUAUGAUUUUUCUGUGGAGUUAAUUAAUGUAUUUACUGUGGCUGGUAUAUGCAGUUAGUGGAGGCUGAUGCCUGAGGGGUUACUUGUUUGUAUAAGGUUUUGAUUUUAUUGGAGACCUGUGCAUUCUAUUAGAAAGGGGAAAAAAAAAAGAAAUAUGGAUAUUUUUGUUGGUAAGUUUUGAGGGUGCAGUGUCUAAUCAUUUGGUGGUUCAUGUCUUACCAACUUUUGAGAGGUGUAAUAAUAUAAUGUUUAUUUGAACAAUAAUAUAGCAAGAAAUUCCCAUCUCGAAUA